Populus euphratica (Euphrates poplar) is the source of this 1256-nucleotide messenger RNA. RefSeq names its product F-box protein At3g07870-like. The transcript has a single exon. Gene Ontology annotation, molecular function: protein binding. The coding region runs from base 30 to 1193 and encodes 387 amino acids. The record is from RefSeq and is a predicted model, not a curated record. NCBI's taxonomy places the organism in Eukaryota, Viridiplantae, Streptophyta, Magnoliopsida, Malpighiales, Salicaceae.
AAUUAGACCAGAUAGUACUGUUGAAUGUUAUGGAGAGUCUCCCACGAGAAAUUGCUGGCGAUAUACUGUCAAGACUGCCUGUGACAUCUUUAGUUAACGUAAAGUUUGUUUGCCGAUCAUGGCGCAAAUUAUUACAAGACAGUCUUCUUGUCUUUAUGCUUUUUCUUCGCACCACAAAAAAGGAUCCAUGUCUAAUCUUACACAGCGUCCAUCCUAUCAAACACUAUGUUGCAGAUUUUCCCUCGGAUGAUUCUAAUCCUAACCAACUCUAUGUUGCGGAUUUCUCAUCUGAUGGAGACAGAAUUGUGGUUGUCAAGAAAAUCCGCGUACCGACCUUGCCUGAGUUCUAUGUGACAGCUUCAUGUAAUGGUCUGCUAUGCUUAUGUGAUUCAUUACACAGCAGCAAACUCUUUAUAUACAAUCCUUUCACAAUGGAUGUUUUGGCGCUCCCAGAUUCUGCACAGUAUCCGAAUCAGCAGGUGGUUGUUGGAUUUGGUUUUUCCUCCAUGGAGAAUUAUUACAAAGUUGUUAAGAUUGUAUAUUACAGCCAUAGAGGAAGUAUCCGUCCCUAUGGAGGUAAUCUCCCACAAUCAAGCGUUGAAAUUUUGAGCCUUCGCAGCCUCACCUGGAGAAGUUUAGGGGAGAUUCCUUACCAAAUCUUUGGCAAGCGGCCAUCACAGGUUUUGGUCAAUGGGAGACUAAAUUGGGCAACUUGGCCCAUAUACCGGUGUAGUUCAGCUCGUUUGAUUGUCUCGUUUGACCCAUCAGAAGAGAAGUUUUACGAAGUUCCAAGGCCUGACUGUGGCAGCUUGGACAAAUUUAAUCAUAAUCUGGUGGUUCUAGGAGGUUGUCUUUCUGCAUCUGUCUAUAGAAAAGAAGGAUAUUUUGAGAUCUGGGUUAUGAAGGAAUAUAACGUGAAGGAAUCUUGGAUCAAUCUAUACAACAUAGACAUAAUGGAUCAAUCCUUCGAGAACUCAGGGCUACACUUAAAACGUUCACAUGCUCGAGUUAUAUGCCUUUUGAAGAACGGAGAGAUCUUAUUGGAGAUGACAGUCACAAAAGCGCUGCUCAGUUUUGAUCCAAAAUCUAAAACCUUUAAGCAUCUUGCAUUUCAUGGAUUACCAAGAUGGUAUGAAACCCUUGUCCACUUGGGGAGUCUCCACUGGAUCGACACACAUGUGGUUGCUACUUGAUGCAGGUGGAGCAAUAAACAGACGUGUAUGUCCAUCUGCGGUCUGCCCCCUCCCUGCUUUUUU